AUGAAUAACAAUAUUGAAGAUAUACAAGUUAAAAGAUCUGACAAACUAGAGUUUAAAAGGAAUGAGUUCUUUCUUAAUCCAAGUAAUAGAAAAUAUGAUAGACAAUAUUUUUCAAUGUAUCAAUAUAGAUUAAAUAUUUUAAAAGAUCGUGUUAUUCAACAAGCCAUGACAAAAUGGGGUGAUGGUACUAAAAAAAUUGAUGGUCAAACUAUAAUUAAACAAGAUAAAAUAUUAGAUAUUACUAGUAAUCAAUUAUGUUGGGUUGUUGGUACAGUUUUUUGUGAUUAUCCAUUUAAAUUAAAUAUAUUAAGUGAUGUUGAAAAAGGAACUGAUGAUAUACUACCUAUAACACCUAGUAGUUAUUUAGAAGAUUUCAAAGAUUCAAUUGUAAUGAUUGAAGAUGAAUCAGGUAGAGCUAUAUUACAUGGUGAUGAAUCUUUUUUAAAUAAAAAUUUAUUAGUUACGGGUUGUAUUGUGGCGAUUUUAGGUAUUGAAAUUCAAGCUGGUAUAUUUGAAAUUAUGGAUAUAGCAUAUCCUAAAUCUAUAAGUCAAAAUCAAAAUCAAAAUCAAGUCAAUUCUUCAGGUAAAAUUGCAUUAAUAUCGGGUUUAAAUAUUGGUUUUGAAGAUGAUUUAAGAAUUGAAUUAUUAAAACAAUAUUUAAUUGGUGAAUUAGGUAAUAAUGAUGAUAAAGAGUUUAAUAGUGAGAUAGAGUCUUUAAUUAUAGCAGGUAAUUCAAUAUUACCUUUUGAAAAUUUAGAAGCAGAAAAUGAUUUAAAAAAUUUUAUAACUAGUAAUAAUUAUGGUUCAAAAAAUAUAUCAAAAUAUAAUUCAGAUAGUUUGAAGAAAUUGGAUAAUUUAUUAACGGAUUUAUUAAUUAAUUUAAAAGUCAUGGUUAUGCCAGGUGUUAAUGAUCCAGCUGAAAUAAGUCUACCACAACAACCAUUACAUAAAUCAUUAUUUAAAAAUAAUUUAAUGUUUCUAGAUACAAAUAGAUUACAAAGAUUAACUAAUCCACAAUGGUUUGAAAUUAAUAAUUUGAAAAUAUUAGGGACUAGUGGUCAGAAUAUUGAUGAUGUAAAAAGGUAUUGUUCUAAAAUUUCAAGUUUACAAAUAAUGAAGUCAAAUAUCUAUUGGCAAAAUUUUAUACCAACUGCUCCUGAUACCUUAUAUUGUUAUCCAUAUGAAAAUGAAGAUCCAUUUGUAUUUCAAGAAUUACCAAAUGUUUAUUUUGUUGGAAAUCAAGAAAAAUAUGAAUCAGAAAUGUUGGAAUAUCAAAAUAAUAAAAUUAGAUUAAUAAGUUUACCUAAAUUUAGUGAAACUGGUGAAUUUGUAAUACUUGAUUUAGAAACAUUAAAUACAGAAGUAAUAAAAAUUGACUUAUAA
This is a messenger RNA of Insectozyma verbasci, 1383 nucleotides long. Lineage: Eukaryota; Fungi; Ascomycota; Pichiomycetes; Serinales; Debaryomycetaceae. The record is from the annotation of a GenBank genome assembly.